AUGUCGAUUCAACGAAUACCCAUCAUUGUUACCGUGAUUUGCAUAUUAUCAAAUUUAAACCAAUGCGCUGCGGAAGAAUCGCAAAAUGGUUGUGUUUGUGGGUGCGGGUUUGGAUUUGAAGUGUUGUUGACCAAGUUGGAACAUAUUGAAGAGAAGUUGGAGGCUUUGAAAAAAUGGCAAGAGAGCAUUCCAGAGCCUCAAGUGCAUUCAAAAUGUACAAAAGAGUCAACUUCCUUGAGUAAAACUGAGGAACAUAAAGCAAUAGACGUUAGUGCACCCAUGGACGUAACUGAAACAGCCACGAAGGCAGCAGUUGUCGGACAAACAUUGAAACAAAGCAGUGAGAAAAAGACAAACCUCCCACUCGGAAUCAUCGCGACCCCGGAACAGCUCGCUUACGGUGAGGACCAAAUCUACAGCUCCUGCCUGGAGGUGCCAUCCAAGGUCACCGGGAAGUACCUUAUCAGGCUGAGCGAUGACGCCGAGCCGGUAAAUCUGCUCUGCGACAUGCAAUCGGUGGACGUUGGCUGGAUAGUGGUACAGCAUCGAUUUAACGGCUCCGAGCGGUUCUACCGAGGUUGGGACGACUACCGGGACGGAUUUGGCAGCCUAGAUGGGGAGUUCUGGCUCGGGCUGGACCGCAUCAGCUCGAUCCUGAACAAUGGCGGCCAAUGGGAAAUUAUGUUCUGGUUGAUGAACUUCCAGCGGCAAAUAAGGUACGCGAAAUUUAACAACAUUUUGCUGGGAAACGCCACCGACGGGUACACAUUGAAGCAGGUGGGAAAGUACUCGGGAAAUGCUGGAGACUCGAUCAGCCCGCACAAUGGGAUGAAGUUUACUACCUUCGAUCGGGACAACGAUCCAGCUCGGUACAACUGCGCGAAGAAACAUCGGGGCGGAUGGUGGUAUCAUAAGACGUGUGUCUCAAGUAAUCUCAACGGAGAGUAUAAAAAUGCGAUAAAUGACCAGGCAAACAAUUGGCCGACGAUGGGCUCUGCCGGUUUAAUGCAAUCGAAGAUCAUGAUUCGUCAGAUUAAUUAA
This is a messenger RNA of Anopheles coustani, 1041 nucleotides long. RefSeq names its product fibrinogen-like protein A. The transcript has 3 exons. The coding region runs from base 1 to 1041 and encodes 346 amino acids. The record is from RefSeq and is a predicted model, not a curated record. NCBI's taxonomy places the organism in Eukaryota, Metazoa, Arthropoda, Insecta, Diptera, Culicidae.